This is a messenger RNA of Teleopsis dalmanni, 1944 nucleotides long. RefSeq lists its product as uncharacterized. Gene Ontology annotation, molecular function: phosphatidylinositol bisphosphate binding. The coding region runs from base 55 to 1917 and encodes 620 amino acids. NCBI's taxonomy places the organism in Eukaryota, Metazoa, Arthropoda, Insecta, Diptera, Diopsidae. The transcript has 6 exons. The record is from RefSeq and is a predicted model, not a curated record. Gene Ontology annotation, cellular component: membrane.
UGUCAGUUGAAAAUCGUUCAUUCUUGAGUAUAGAUGUGACAUUUUUAUCUUAAUAUGACUGAAAUACGACCACUAAAUGAAGAAUUAAAAGCAAUUGCCAAGAACGAGUUAAAUGAAGUUGAGAGUCGUAUAGUUGAAGAUAUUUCAACACUAAGAACAUGGAUCCAAAAACAACCACAUUUGAGGGCUCGUACGGAUGACCAAUUUUUAGUAACUUUUUUAAGAGGCUGUAAAUAUAGUAUGGAAAAAGCUAAAUCAAAAAUUGACUAUUACUAUACUAUCAAAGCGUUAAUACCUGAAAUGUUUGUUAAUCUUCAAAUGACUGAAGAAUUUGUUGAAUUUGCACGCUUAGGUUGCUUUUUAGUACUUCCAAAGCCACUUGGCGGCAUCGGUGGCCCACGUAUAUACCUAACAAACUUUACAAAUUUAGAUCCAAAUAAAAACAGUUUAAAACAAUAUUUUCGAUAUCAUACAAUAGUUCAUGAGUUUGAGAUAAAUAUGGAUGAUACUGGUAUUAUAAAUGGUUUUGUUGAAAUUGUGGAUUACUCCAAAUACAACCCAGCGUUCAUAAAAGAAUUUAAUCCAAUAUUUUUAAAAAAAUUAUUAGUUUUUCUUGAUAAAGCGGUGCCGAUACGCAUAAAAGGAUUACACAUCGUUAAUCCUUCAAAGGAAGGAACAGUGUUUUUAAACAUUGUGAGGACUUUUCUAAAUGAAAAACAAAAACAACGACUUUUCAUUCACAAAAGUCUAGAAGAUCUUUAUAAAGUAAUACCAAAGGAGAAUCUACCAAUUGAAUAUGGUGGCACCAAUGGUUCUAUAUCGGAGAUUACAGCAGAUAUGGAAAAGAAACUUUUAGAUUUUAAUAAUUAUUUCAUUGAAGAGACACAGUAUGGCGUGGAUGAAAAAUUAAGAAUUGGUAAAAAGGUAAAUAGUGAAACUCUCUUUGGCAUUGAUGGAUCAUUUCGAAAAUUAAAUUUUUAUCUUAAUAUGACUGAAAUACGACCACUAAAUGAAGAAUUAAAAGCAAUUGCCAAGAACGAGUUAAAUGAAGUUGAGAGUCGUAUAGUUGAAGAUAUUUCAACACUAAGAACAUGGAUCCAAAAACAACCACAUUUGAGGGCUCGUACGGAUGACCAAUUUUUAGUAACUUUUUUAAGAGGCUGUAAAUAUAGUAUGGAAAAAGCUAAAUCAAAAAUUGACUAUUACUAUACUAUCGGAUCGUUAUUGCCUGAAUUGUGUACGAAUCUUCAAGUGAAUGAAAAAAUUAUUCAAUUUGGACGUGCAGGUUGCUUUGUAGUGCUUCCGAAGCCCCUUGGCGGAAUGGGCGGCCAUCGUAUACAUCUAACAAUUUAUAAGAAUUUAGAUCCAAAUAAACACCAUUUAGUUGAUAUGCUACAAUAUCAAACACUGAUUAAUAUGUUUGAGAUAAAUAUGGACGACAAUUGUGCCAUUAGUGGUGUGACUGAAAUUGUGGAUUUGUCCAAACUUAACAAAGCAAUUUUAAAGGAAUUUGAUCCAAUAUAUUCUAAAAAAUUAAUAACUUUUUACAAUAAGGCGCAGCCACUGCGCAUGAAAGGAUUCCACUUUCUUAAUUGUCCAAAGGAAGGAGCAGCGUUUUUAAACAUUGCGAGAAGUUUUCUAAAUGAAAAACUAAAACAACGAUUUUUCAUUCACAAAAGCCUAGAAGAUCUUUAUAAAGUAAUACCAAAGGAGAAUCUACCAAUUGAAUAUGGUGGUACCAAUGGUUCUAUACCGGAGAUUCAAGCAGAUAUGGAAAAAAAACUUUUAGACUUUAAUAAUUACUUCAUGGAAGAGACGAAGUAUGGAGUGGAUGAAGAAUUAAGAAUUGGUAAAAAGAUAAAUAGUGAAACUCUGUUUGGCAUUGACGGAUCAUUUCGAAAAUUAAAUAUUGAUUAACUUUUUUGUUAUUGAAAUUUUACACGA